AUGAGAAAAUAAAUAUAAUAAAUAGUUUCUCGGCUACAAAAUUAAGGAUUUUAAAAAGAGGCUCUUGAUUGUUUAGAUUAAGCAAUCUCUUUUAAUAUAACGGAUAUAUACUUUUAUGGUUUGAAAUGUAAAUAUUUCUGUAAAACUUUAGCUCUAUAUUUAGAAUAAAUUGGAUUAAUUUAAGAAAGCAUUGAUUGCUGGGACAAUGGAAUUGAAAAUAAUUAAAAAAAUUAAUUAUUUUAUAUUGAAAAGGGUUGUAUUAGUUGCUAUAUAUGUAGCAAAGUCUUUAGAAAAACACGGAAAGAUAAAUGAAAUAAUCAAAUGUUGGGAUAAUGCAAUCAGUGUUGAUUGCAAGAACCCAAAUUUUUAUAGAGAAAUAAGUUUAAAAUAUUGCAAUUAAGUUUAGUUAAAGCUUUAUUGAAAUAAAAUAGAAUAGAAGAAAUUGUAAUUUAUUGUGAUAAAAUACUUGCUUGCAAUUCACAAGCUAUUGAAUUUUAUACUGAUAAAGGUAUCAAAAAUUUUAUUAAUAGCUCUGGCUUUAAAGAAGCUGAAAAGAUUUGAAAAAGUCAUAGAAUGUUGGAUGGAAGCAAUAGCAAUGAAUUAAACUUAUGUUUAUUUCUAUAGUUUCCUUGGUAUAAUUAUAAGAAAUUAAUUAACAGCAAAAGAAUUAAAAAGGUAGAAUAGAAUCGAAGAUGCAUUAUCAAUCUUAAAUUAGGGAAUUUAAAAAAAUAAAAAUAACAUAAACUUUUAUAAUGAGAAAGGUAUAUCAUAGAAGAUAUCUAAAGCAUAGUUCUUAAUUAAAUUGUAGAGAUAUAAUGAAGUAUUAGAAUGCUGGGAUGAAGGGAUUGAAAAUAACUUGAAUAUUAUUGAAUUUUAUAGUGAAAAAUGUAAGAUGUAAAUGAAAUUUAGCAUCUUUUCUAGAAAGUUAAGGAUUAAUGUAAUAAGCUCUAGAUUUGUGGGAUAUUGGAAUAGAAAAUAAUAAAAAUAANUUUAAAAAGAGGCUCUUGAUUGUUUAGAUUAAGCAAUCUCUUUUAAUAUAACGGAUAUAUACUUUUAUGGUUUGAAAUGUAAAUAUUUCUGUAAAACUUUAGCUCUAUAUUUAGAAUAAAUUGGAUUAAUUUAAGAAAGCAUUGAUUGCUGGGACAAUGGAAUUGAAAAUAAUUAAAAAAAUUAAUUAUUUUAUAUUGAAAAGGGUUGUAUUAGUUGCUAUAUAUGUAGCAAAGUCUUUAGAAAAACACGGAAAGAUAAAUGAAAUAAUCAAAUGUUGGGAUAAUGCAAUCAGUGUUGAUUGCAAGAACCCAAAUUUUUAUAGAGAAAUAAGUUUAAAAUAUUGCAAUUAAGUUUAGUUAAAGCUUUAUUGAAAUAAAAUAGAAUAGAAGAAAUUGUAAUUUAUUGUGAUAAAAUACUUGCUUGCAAUUCACAAGCUAUUGAAUUUUAUACUGAUAAAGGUAUCAAAAAUUUUAUUAAUAGCUCUGGCUUUAAAGAAGCUGAAAAGAUUUGAAAAAGUCAUAGAAUGUUGGAUGGAAGCAAUAGCAAUGAAUUAAACUUAUGUUUAUUUCUAUAGUUUCCUUGGUAUAAUUAUAAGAAAUUAAUUAACAGCAAAAGAAUUAAAAAGGUAGAAUAGAAUCGAAGAUGCAUUAUCAAUCUUAAAUUAGGGAAUUUAAAAAAAUAAAAAUAACAUAAACUUUUAUAAUGAGAAAGGUAUAUCAUAGAAGAUAUCUAAAGCAUAGUUCUUAAUUAAAUUGUAGAGAUAUAAUGAAGUAUUAGAAUGCUGGGAUGAAGGGAUUGAAAAUAACUUGAAUAUUAUUGAAUUUUAUAGUGAAAAAUGUAAGAUGUAAAUGAAAUUUAGCAUCUUUUCUAGAAAGUUAAGGAUUAAUGUAAUAAGCUCUAGAUUUGUGGGAUAUUGGAAUAGAAAAUAAUAAAAAUAAUCAAUCAUUUUACUAUCAUAAAGGUAAAAUAAAAGAUUUUGUUAUCAGCUUGUCUCUUAGAAGAGUUAGAUAGGUAUGAAGAAAUCAUUUAAUGUUGGGAUAAAGGUUUAAAGUAUAAUUAGAAUGAAAUUCACUUUUACAAAUAAAAAUGUAUCUAAUAGAAAAGAGUUUAUUAGCUAAUGCAUUAUUUGAACAAAACAAAUUUUAAGAAAUGCUUGAUUGUUUGGAUGAAGGAAUGAAAAUAAAUAAAAAUGAUGUGAAAUUUUUCUUAUACAAAGGUUGAAAAAUAAUUUUAAUAUUUAAAAAGCUUAAACUUUAAUAUA
This is a messenger RNA of Paramecium sonneborni, 2251 nucleotides long. The record is from the annotation of a GenBank genome assembly. NCBI's taxonomy places the organism in Eukaryota, Ciliophora, Oligohymenophorea, Peniculida, Parameciidae.